UACAACUCUAUCCCUUUUUGGACGGGGAGAGAAAAGUAUCUUGUUUUCAAUAACUUAUUAUUCGUUAGUUAGCCCACUUUAAUGUAAGUCCAUGACUAGUUAUGAGGCGAGUAGAACCCUAAGAAAAGGUCCGAAUCGGCUUCCUUAAACUCUCAGCCGAACUCCCGUGUCUGAGAUUGCCUGCAGCAUAUCCUUCCUCUCGUCCGCAGUUGCCGUCUAAGCGCCAUUGCUUAAAGAUGGUGAGAGUCAGCGUGCUGAAUGAUGCUCUUAAGAGCAUGUACAAUGCUGAAAAGAGGGGGAAGCGACAGGUCAUGAUUAGGCCUUCCUCAAAAGUCAUUAUUAAGUUUCUUCUAGUGAUGCAAAAGCAUGGAUACAUUGGAGAGUUCGAGUAUGUAGAUGAUCACAGAUCUGGUAAAAUUGUGGUUGAAUUGAAUGGAAGGUUAAACAAGUGUGGCGUGAUUAGUCCUCGUUUUGAUGUUGGUGUUAAGGAUAUUGAGAGCUGGACUGCUAGGUUACUUCCAUCAAGACAGUUUGGAUACAUAGUGCUGACUACAUCUGCUGGAAUCAUGGAUCACGAGGAAGCCAGGAGAAAGAAUGCCGGUGGAAAAGUUCUUGGUUUCUUCUACUAGUAUGAUUGUUACCAUGUAUCUCUGCCUAACCAUUCAGUCCAAUGAAUUUUUUAUGUUUGCUUUUAUUUUAUUCCUCCCAUUGGAUAUAAGUAGAUUUCGCUGCCCGUGAAAUAUAUUAGUGUUCCCUUGAAAAUGUUUUUGAAUUUGAGUCAACCAGUUUGAAAGAAAAUAUUGUCUCAUAUCUUCAAUGGUCCAAAAUGACAUGCAACCAUAGUUGUUUUAGUCCAAACAGUUUCGCUCAUCAUCUAGUUUUGAAUAUCAAAUUGUCAUCAUAUUGAUCUGGUUGUGAA
This is a messenger RNA of Cuscuta europaea, 919 nucleotides long. The record is from the annotation of a GenBank genome assembly. NCBI's taxonomy places the organism in Eukaryota, Viridiplantae, Streptophyta, Magnoliopsida, Solanales, Convolvulaceae.